Messenger RNA from Guillardia theta CCMP2712, 783 nucleotides. RefSeq lists its product as hypothetical. NCBI's taxonomy places the organism in Eukaryota, Cryptophyceae, Pyrenomonadales, Geminigeraceae. The record is from RefSeq and is a predicted model, not a curated record. The transcript has a single exon. Bases 1 to 783 code for a protein of 260 amino acids.
AUGGCGCUUCCGCAUGAUCAUGACCCGCCUCCUGAUGCUUUUCCUGAAUGUUUCCUCCGCGCCCCCUCCAUCCCCCAGGACGACUCCAGCUCUCAUCGCCAGCCGACUCCUGCUCUCGCCGCUGACCAUGCACAGUCGAAGCGACCGGAGCCUCACCUCGAAUCAUUCUCUUCCCACGCGUGCAGAGACUGCGGAGGAGCAGUAUUGAUCGACCAAAAGGAUAAAACUGAGACGGACAUCUGCCUCCUCUGCCUCCUCAGCAAGAUCGAUGCAUCACCAGAAGAACAGCUAAAAACAGAACAGAACGACACUGAGCUCUUCUUAGACACCUCAUCCCGCCCACAUGAAAACCAGGACCCCAAGAAUACCAAGCGAGCAUGGGGCGACGUCGAGCGCACGGCGCACCGGCAAGCAUGCAUCGGCAAGAAGCGCCUCACGCUCCAGGAGAAGGCCGAGAUCAUCCAGCUCUACUACAGGGCCGGACAGGAGGAGAGCCCCAUGAAGCAGAUGACCAUUGCGGAGACGUACGGGAAGAGCCGGGCGGCGAUCAGCAAGCUGCUACGACCAGAGAACGCGCAUCGGGUGAUGGUGCGCUUUGCGGAGAAGAAGAAGGCGGGGGCGAAGGGAAGGCCAGGGCAGCGAGGACGAGGGAGGGCGAGGCCGGAAGGGAAGCAGGGAGACGGGAAGGAGGAGGUGGGAGCCUCAUCAUCGCAAGGAAAGUCGAAGGCGAUGGGGGAAGCGGGCCUUGGGGAGGCUGGGAGCUUGUAUCAAGGAGGAUGGUAG